AUGAGUAGUGUUCACGAUAUCCGCGCGCCGCGUACUGUAGCUCGCCGCGAAGCGCGCUGGGCGCGCGAUGAAAUAACCGGUUGGGGUGGUCUUCCGCUGCCGUUGCAGGCGGGCACGAAAAUAGAUUUGGAUGAUUUUGAUUUAUGUGUCAUACGUCGUAAAAUUCACGAAUUUUAUAGCGUAAAAAAAGAAAUACCAACAAUAAAAAAAUUGUGGACUGUUUUAAAAGUAGACAUAAAUUUCCCAGGGGGUAGAGAAUCAUUAAGACUGUUAUUGCACAAGAUGGGGUACAAAUUCAAAAAAUGCCGAAGCCAGAGACAAAUUUUAAUAGAAAGAUUUGAUAUUGUUGCUUGGCGUGAAAAAUACUUAACUGAAAUUGACAGCAUUCGACGAAAAAGCCGACCUAUAGUAUAUUUAGAUGAAUCAUUUAUACAUACGUCUAUAAAUUAUAACAAAUGCUGGCAAAGUAAUGAGGAACCGGGUGUGGCAGAAACUGUAUCGACAGGAAAAAGAUUUAUAAUGGUACAUGCUGGAGGAGCCACAGGUUUUGUUCCAGACGCAUUGUUGUUAUAUAAUGACAAAGAAAAAAAAAGUGACUACCACGAGUCCAUGAAUAAAGAUAAUUUUAAAAAGUGGGUCACAGAAAAACUUAUUCCCAAUCUCGACAAAAAUUCCUGUGUUGUUAUGGACAACGCAAGAUAUCAUUCUUUUCAGGUCAAUAAAGCACCUAACACUCAAUGGAAGAAGGGAACAAUUGUCAAAUGGCUCGAUGACAAUAAUAUUAGUUAUCCGCGAAAAGCAACUAUAGCCACUUUGCUAGUUAUCGUGAGGAAAAAUAAGCCCGAUCCUAAAUAUGAAAUUGACGAACUAUUAAAGGCUCAUGGCCAUACUGUGAUGCGAUUACCACCGUAUCACUGUGACUUCAACCCCAUCGAAAUGAUAUGGGGCAUAGUCAAAAAUAAAGUUGCAUCGAAAAAUGUCGCACAUGGCGGAGAAGGUUUUUUAGAUUUAGUGAAAAGCAGUUUUCAGGUACCACCACAUUAA
Messenger RNA from Cydia splendana, 1044 nucleotides. RefSeq lists its product as uncharacterized. Gene Ontology annotation, molecular function: nucleic acid binding. The coding region runs from base 1 to 1044 and encodes 347 amino acids. The transcript is spliced from 2 exons. The record is from RefSeq and is a predicted model, not a curated record. Lineage: Eukaryota; Metazoa; Arthropoda; Insecta; Lepidoptera; Tortricidae.